CAAGGCAUGCUUCGGGGAUGGCAAUGAGCAACGCUUUAGUGCAAGAGCGAGGGCCGCGUUGAGCACAAUACCAGCCAGGAUCGAAAGGGAGAGGGAGGGAGCAAGCGCAGCCAAGGAGACGGCAGAAAAACUCAACACCCCCCCCCCUCCUCCAAAAUCUCCAUCCCUGCAAAGAGGGCCCGGGACGCAAGCAUGCACAAAAGCAUUCUUGGCUUUAGCUUUUAAGGAAGAAAACACAAAAGGCCCGCACGGCACGGCGAGAUCAUUUACUUCCAAUUGGAGGAGAAAGGCGUGAAGGCUCCAGUUUUCGCAAACUCGAAAACUCAUCCGCUGCAUGAAUGAUAGCGACAUCUGGGAGAAGGAGAAGAACGCACAAAUAGGAUGGCAGCCACCAUGAGGAUCACGUGUUUGCUGCUAUCGUUUAGUCUUUUAUGUCACAACGCGCACGCAGACGACGCAAGUGCAACUAUCGGAGUCACCGUAACGAAGGAUGCGCACACACAAGGGAUGACUGUUCCGCCCACCAAAGCGCCAACCAUUGCCAGCAUAACUACAAUUCAGGCUGUAGUCGAUCCCGUUACUCAAAAACUACACACUUUAGCGCCGACGAAGAGCGACAAAGUUAAGGUGACGCAGGCCCCGACGAUUCCACCGGUGGUCCCCUUACUUCCCGUCGCGACGACGGUCGCUCCCAAGGUCACGCCAGCCCCGACGCAAGCGCAAACAAAGGUUGCUACGGCCGCCUCCAGUGCGCCACCUACUGUCGGGAAAGCUACCCCUGCCUCGGUUAUAACGACAAAAGCCAGCCUGACGGUCGCGACGACGGGCGCCACGCAAGCCCCCGCACCGACCCAAAACGUCAUCACGGUCACGCCGACGGGUAAAGUGCCCACGGAUGGCACGACGGCGACGAUUCAGCUGACCUUGGGCACCACCGUCAUCCUCAAGACAACUCGAGGGGACGUCAUAACAGCCGGAACCACUGCGACCAGCCUCCAACAGACUUCAGGGACGACCAAAGCAGCUGUGACGGAGCAGACCACCACGGGGUCUCCCAUCCCGGCCUCAACUGCGACCUCCGCGGUCACAACCACAAGUGCGACCUCUGGCGCCACAUCCUUCAAAAGAACCACAGUGACCACAGCCACUGGAGCUUAUCCAAAGAAGUUUUCGUACUCGCUGAACAAUGGACAAGAGAAGGAGGAAGAAAAAGAUCUGGUGGAAGUGUGCAAGCGCCUCAUGGGCAACCUGAGGGAUGGAAACUGCACCUUGACAUGGCGCCACCAUAAAGGCAAACUCAUGUUCGACUGCGUGGAGAUCAACGGCAAAGUGAAAACAGCCCUGGCGACUCAGUAUUACGAGGAAAUAAUUAAGAAACCGACCGAUAACAAAACCCUGAUUGCCAUUUUGGCUUCGUGCGGCGCUCUGCUGAUUAUGAUCAUCAUCCUGGCCGUGUGUGCGUCCCACCACCGCAAGCCUUACAAUGAAAACCAGCAACACCUGACGGAGGAGCUGCACACGGUGGAGAACGGUUACCACGACAACCCCACACUGGAGGUGAUGGAGGUGCAGCCGGAAAUGCAGGAGAAGAUGAUGGCCCUCAACGGCGAGUUCAACAACGACGGCUGGAUCGUGCCCAUCGACAACAUGCUCAAAGAGGUCAUCCCCGAAGAGGAGGACACGCACCUGUAGGGAGCGCAAACCUGGCACGGAUUAAACACACGACCACCGAGAAACCGGGACUGCGGAGUGGCUAACCGUACUGAACAGAUUUGACGCCUGACUUCGACAUAUAACACGAGUGAAGUUACACAAUGUGCCUUUACAAAAUAUUCAAUGUAUUCUUUGUACACACACACCAGCUUUUAUAACCCAAAGCUCAGACACUGCAAGAUAUGAAUAAUUACAUCCAAGUUGGAUGCAUUAAAAAAAAUACAGUGGUGCCUUGAAAUACCUUUUGACAACACAUGUAGACAACAUAAGCAUGUUCAUCAUCAGCAAGGAAGGACAAAUAUCAGUGCUUCUUUGUGGAGUGAUGUGUUUAUAUGAAUAUGCUGCCCCCUAGUGGCCAGGGUAAGCUGCAUUGGCGUUUCCGUACAUUUCUAUGGAACAAAUUUAACUUGUAUCGCAAGGCACCAUUGUAUACAAUUUCACAGGCCAGCUAAAAGCUUCUUAUUGCCAAACGCUGUAAAUAUCUUAUUAGUGUUUUUGUUGAUGCUGGACUGUUCAUUUGUUCAAAUGUGCUCAAAUGAUUUCCUUCCCCAUUAAGCCGAUUAAUAUAGCGCAACUCCAGUAAUCUCCUUUUAUUGUUUAUUUAAUGUUUAGCAGAUAAUUGGUGUGUCCCUAAGAAUGUUUAUAAUUGCCAGUAUUGUAUUAAUAAUUGAAACUGUACAUAUACCACAAAGCAUUAUUUCAAAACGUUAUUUUUCAAACUCAGUUUCGAUUAUUAUCCAUCAUUUCUACUAACAACCCGGGCUAAACUUAAGUCUCCGACAUUGUCUCUCAGUCGAGAACAAUCAAUUGUGCUUACGUCCUUAUUUAGACUUUGGUACCAUCUUGUGAAAUCUUAGGGUGUUUCAGAAAGAACACAAAAUCAACGAUGAUCGUUGAAUAGCGAACUGGUAAUAUACAGGGGAUUUGUUAUUUUAGUGUGUUCCUUUUAUUUGUAUUUAUGUAUUGUCUGCUGAAAAAGGUGAACAGGUGUCUGACACACUGGAAGUUGUAAAUUGUUGUCACUAUUUUUGUGCAAAUAAAGAUUUCUUUUUCCACAAA
Syngnathus typhle (broad-nosed pipefish) is the source of this 2772-nucleotide messenger RNA. It is a transcript of the gene podxl, whose product is annotated as podocalyxin-like. Gene Ontology annotation, biological process: regulation of microvillus assembly; cell migration; positive regulation of cell-cell adhesion mediated by integrin. Gene Ontology annotation, cellular component: microvillus membrane; apical plasma membrane. The transcript is spliced from 8 exons. Bases 382 to 1692 code for a protein of 436 amino acids. Lineage: Eukaryota; Metazoa; Chordata; Actinopteri; Syngnathiformes; Syngnathidae. The record is from RefSeq and is a predicted model, not a curated record.